UUGUUUAGGGGUUAAUUUUAUUUUUGUAAACCCUAACCAACUAUUGAUAUUUGGCCUCUUUGGUGUUUUGAUUUUGUGUUCAGUUGGAAUGGCUUCCGAAAUCCCAAAGUGGAGGGUUCGUACUUCUUUGGAUUCAUCUUAUAUUAUUGGAAUGAAUCGUUUGUUGAGAAAAGAUCAUGUUCAACGAAUUUGUGAGACACCUUUUAGGUGGUGUGUGUACCUACUUGAGGAUGUGGACAUAAACUGUGAGUUAAUUAAGGUGAUGGUAUGUCGGUGGGUCGGGCAUGACGUUAGUUUUAGGCUGAGUCAUCAAUUGGUUCCAUUCACAGUUUUAGAUGUUUUCAUGACGACGGGUUUAGGUAUAGGUGGUUUAGAAGUACCGUUUGAUGAAUGUAUAGAAGGUUUGGUUGGAGAAAUGUUUAACAGAAAAAGCACAUCUUUGAAAGACUUGGUUCAGGCCUGGGCGGUGGAGAGAUUUUCCCUUGAUGGAAAUCGAAUUAAUAGAGAUUUCAGUCGCAUGCUCCGUUGGUUCCGGACUGCUGAAUUUAAGUCUGAGUGGUAUGUUGGGGAGCGUGUCCGUGACCUGCCCGAAAUCAAAGCUGCAUUUGAGUUGUUUGAUGGAGGGAUAGGUGUACCGCAGUUGCCAAAACGAUGUAGAGUUGAUGAAGCUGUAGAUGAUAGCUCCGAUGAUGGCACCUUUGAAGCAAACCUUGAGGAGACAUUGAAGAAGAAUAAUGAAGAAAUGAUGGCGUUGUCUUCAAGGCUAGUUUUUUUGAAGAAUGAGGUAUGUAAAAUUCGUGACAUUCCAAUUGUGAAUGAAGAAGGUGUUGGAGGAGUUGAUGAAGAACCUUUAGGUGGAGGUGAUGAAGAACCUUUAGGUGGAGGUAAUGAAGAACCUUUAGGUGGANAUGAAGAACCUUUAGGUGGAGGUGAUGAAGAACCUUUAGGUGGAGGUAAUGAAGAACCUUUAGGUGGAUGUGAUGAAGAACCAUUAGGUGGAGGUUAUGAAGAACCUUUACCUGGAGUUAAUGAAGAAUCGUUCAAUGAAGAAGCAUUCAAUGAACGUUCAAUGAAGAACCUAUGGCUGAAGAUGAACAACAAGUUGUGA
Vigna radiata var. radiata (mung bean) is the source of this 1108-nucleotide messenger RNA. RefSeq lists its product as uncharacterized. The transcript is spliced from 4 exons. Bases 89 to 1108 code for a protein of 339 amino acids. The record is from RefSeq and is a predicted model, not a curated record. NCBI's taxonomy places the organism in Eukaryota, Viridiplantae, Streptophyta, Magnoliopsida, Fabales, Fabaceae.